Messenger RNA from Pochonia chlamydosporia 170, 1560 nucleotides. RefSeq lists its product as hypothetical. The coding region runs from base 1 to 1560 and encodes 519 amino acids. NCBI's taxonomy places the organism in Eukaryota, Fungi, Ascomycota, Sordariomycetes, Hypocreales, Clavicipitaceae. The record is from RefSeq and is a predicted model, not a curated record. The transcript is spliced from 2 exons.
AUGCCCAAUCAACCAACGUCCCCACGGUCAUCGUGCGCCUCAUCUGCAUCCUCUGCACGGACGAGUGAACUGUCUACAGCUUAUGUUCUCUCAAGGUCUUAUGAUGCCCCUUCAACCUACCGUCGAGGAGCCACAACAAGCAAGUCAAAUCGAGAGAGGAGGACCGACAACGAAAACAAUGACGAAAAUAGUCGUCGAAAUCGCCACAGCAGACCCCAAGAAAAGAUGAUGCGACAGGAGGAGCAAGAGGUGCCACCGCCCACCAUUACUUACUUUCCACCCUCACCUUCAGCGUCCAUGCUCUCUGUCAACACCUACGACUCUCGAUUUUCCGAAUCCGGUCUUGAACAUGACCUUACAGAUGACAACUCAUUUGGCUGUGAGCCUGAGCCGGUUCGACUUCCCGCGGCUGAGGAUGCUUCUAUUCCGCUAGUUCUUCCUCCGUACCGCACGGGACCUACUGAGCCCUCGGUCAAGCCUUCGGAUCCUUACACAUUUAGUCGCUUGUUCCCCUCAAUGAACCGCCUUUCUAUUCGUCACGACGAUAGCACCUCAGAUGGGAAUAUGAAUCUUCGGGUCGAGACGUUGGUAGUGCCUGGUUCACCCCCUGGUAGCGGUCCCGGCCCCAUCUUGGGCUCUCGACGCCGACCUGCUACGGUUCAACUAUUUCAUCUGCGCAUGCAUGAUCUGGCAAAUCGUGACUUUUCUUUCCGUCGAUAUUGCCGCGAGUCUGGUCGGGAAGUAUGCUUCUCCAAGCGUGCUUACACCAAGUCUUCUGCUUCUCGUGGUGGUAUUCAUAACUCAGUUUCGUCAGCCUUACGAUCUGUCAAGUCACCUUUCCGACGCUCGGACGCCUCCAACUCCUCCUUCUUCUCUCUCAAGGCAUCGUCGGCGUCACGACGUCCCUCCACAGCUAGCACCAUGACGGCCAAGUCGUCCGCAUCAUCUUGUGGCGACACCGAAAUCUCUGACAACGCAUCCGGAUAUAUGGCUGUGAAGGCACCGUCGACUCUUUUAGUACCUACCGAUUCUAUCAAACUCGAGUUUAGCAACUACGCCCGCGUUGAAGUCUCCCGUCGCAGCUCAAAGCGUUACGAAUUUGAGUGGUGGGGCCACAAAUACGCUUGGAAGAGAGCAGUGGACAAGACGCUCAACACUUUUUCUUUCCACCUCAUGCGCGAUGACCAGGACGAGCCGGUUGCACAUAUUGUGCAGGAAAUGCGAAGCCCGAGUCAAAUCGACGCAGAUGAACGAGCUGGUGGUUGGAUCCCGCCUUGUUACAUGUGGAUUAGCGACCAGUCUGUUCUUGAAGCCAUGACGGACGUAGCUGAUGUUAUUGUCUCUACCGGUCUCAUGGCCCUGGUGGAUGAUUGCAUUCGCGAGCGUUGGCAAUCCAAGAAAUCCAUCUCCGGCUCGGACCGGCGCCGGGUCAGAGAGCCCCACCUCGGCACCGACCAGGUCAAGGAUGCGCAGCCAUCCGUUGGCCGUGGCUUGUUCAGUCGUCGUGGUCAGCAAUCCGGCAAGCCGUUUCGAUUGGGAAAGGCAGUUGCCGUCUAUUGA